AUGAAGACAUAUAGUCACCACUCCGCAAUCGUGUUCUUUGUUUGUUUCGUGGCUGUUCUUUCAAAAGUUGCGGCAAUGCCGCACUGUAAAGAUGCCGCAUCAUGUUGUGAACAAUUUGGUAUCCAGUGCCCGAAGCCCGGGGACACGUGCUCAACAGGGGGCGGUUUCCUACCACCUCCUCUUCUUCCAUGCGGACUGGACCUCACCUGUGUUAUCAAAGACUUUGGCAACCCUUCCGUGGACAACCCGAAUAAGGGAGUAUGCAAGGAGGUCGAUGGCGUUCCUCCGACGUGCUCCCGAGGAUUUUGUUCUUCCAAAGGGGCUCGUGCUAUAUGUUCUGUGCCUGAUGGUAUCAGUAAAAUCGCGUUUUGCGGCAGUUGGGCGACAAGAACGGAUGGGUUCCCCGGCCCCGAUUGUGGAUUCGUUUGCCCUCAGCUCUGCUUGCCGGAUGGGCCAUUUGGAAGCGAUGGAAUGCAGUAUUGCAGCUCAUGCAUUCUGGCCUCGGCUAGCUGUGCUUCUAAUUUCAGGAUUUACGGCCCUGUUCCCAUGCCCCACUAAGUUGCCGGUUAUAUGUACGAAUUCAAGAAAAACGUUAAGCUCCAGGAUGUUCUCUAAAACUCGCCGUCUCGAUACAAGUAUCAAAUAGUCGUGUGAAACGGACAGAGCUGUUAUCUCAAAAUUCUCGACUUCAUAGCAUAGCCCCUUUUUUGCCUCGCUCCGUCGUAUUUCUCUAGUGCAAAUUCGAGUUAGUUGCAGAAAGUUUUUCAAUUAUGACGCUACAGAACAUCGGGGGUUUGAAUACUUUUCCUGUGUGCUUGCCUAUGGCUCGCUGAUCAACUAGAUCUCUUCACUCACUUCUCAAUUUAG
This is a messenger RNA of Chondrus crispus (carragheen), 867 nucleotides long. RefSeq lists its product as hypothetical. Lineage: Eukaryota; Rhodophyta; Florideophyceae; Gigartinales; Gigartinaceae. The transcript has 2 exons. The record is from RefSeq and is a predicted model, not a curated record. Bases 1 to 558 code for a protein of 185 amino acids.